GCCAGCCAUUCAAGUUGCGAAGCCUGCUGGUGCCACACUAGCGAAUCUUUCACCGAAUCCCUCCGUACCUGAAGCACUCUACACUCCCGACGAUGAGGCUGCGGCUCAGUGUCCUGCUCCUACUGCUCCACCUGGGCUGCCUGGCGCUGGCUCUCACCAGCAGCAGACACUCCUGCGGCGACGGCUCGGACAGCUCUUCGGCUAUCUGCAGUGACCGGCGCUGGAACCUCCAGCACCGGGGCCCCGACGAGUACGAUGAGCGUCUGGUCUACAGACAAGCUCCUCAGAUCUCCGACCGCCGCGGCGAGAAGCGCGAAGAGACGAGGGUCAGGUUGGACUCCAUUGCUCGAGAGGGGACGCGGGAUGCCCGUGAAGAGCGAGUUGAAUCACGUGAAGCUCGGCAGGAGCGAGAAGAGCGAGUAGAACGACGUGAAGAUCGUCUAGAGCGUGAAAGCCGUGAAGAACGCCGAGAGGAGAGAGUUGAACCACGAGGAGAUCGUCUAGAGCGAGAAGAACGACACCAACGCCGUGAAGAACGACGAGAAGAGCGAGUGGAAAGGCGGGAGGAGCGAGUGGAACGACGUGAAGCUCGUGUAGAUCGUCGUGAUGCUCGUGAGGAUCGAGAAACUGAACUUGUGGAACGAGUACAAAGACGUGAAGCUCGUCAGGAACGAGUGGAGCCACGUGAGGCUCGAGAUCAGCAAGUAGAACGAUAUUCCGAGCGACGUGGACAACGUGAGGAGCGAGUGCAGCCCCGAGAGUCUCGUGAAGAGCGAUCCGAGCGACGUGUGGAAGAGAAUCGUCGUAUUGUUCGAGAAGAGCAGGAUAGGACCUUGCGUCGUCAGGAGAAUCGCCGAGAAAUGGGGGAGGAGCGACGCGAAACACGACGAUUAGAAAGGGACGCUCGCCGAGUUGAGGAGCAUGAAGAUCGUCGUGAAGACCGCGAAGUGGCUAGGGACUCUGCCCAAAACGAACGUGUAGAACGCCAAUCCUCACGAGGAAUGCAGCGCGAAUCAGAGCUGGACAACCGACGCCGCGAAGAGCGUGUGGUUCGGGAGCGGUUGGAGCUAUCCAGAAGGGAACCAGCCGAUGAGCGUCGCGUGGACAAUCGUAGGGAAGAGCGUGACGGCGAGCGAGUUGAGACAAGGCGCCAGGACGAACGCCGUGUGGUUUCUUUCGACCAAGACUUGUCCAGGCGUCAGGAAGACCGAGAAUCUCAGCGAGUUGUUCGUGGAGUAGAGCGAGUUGAUAGCCGCAGGGUGGAGAAUGAGCGACAGGAGUCCCGUGGCGAAAGGCGGGAGGAGCGACAAGCUCGGGAUCGUCGAAAUGAUCUCAUUAAAGAGACUCGUGAAGUUCAGCGCAGGAAAGAGCGAGAAGUUCAGAGGCGGGAGGAACGAGAUGGUUCCCGUCAAGAGGAGCGACGAGUGGAGCGGGAGGUCCUGCGUCGACAGGAGCGACGAGGAGAGCGAGAAGUUGACAGACGAGAGGAGCGAGAAGCCGAGCGACGGGAGCAACGCAACGAAGUACGACGAGAGGAGCGAGAUGAGGAGCGCCAAGAGGAGCAAGAGGCUCGUCGAGAGGAACGAAGAGGGGAGCGUCGACAGGAGCGAGAAGCUGAGCGGAGAGAUGCGGAGCGACGACAGGAGCGAGAAGCUGAGCGACGAGAAGAACGAGUUAUCGACUCCUUCCGUGUCCUUCCCAGCAAGGACUCGUUGAGCUAUGGAAAGCGAGAGCUGUUGGUGACUGGCCAAAUCUUGCUCCUGGCAGCGCUCUACAAGAAGUCCACCGCCAACGGCAAGGGACUGGGUGCCCAGAUUCAGGGCUACCUGCAGGCCCUUGGCUGCUAAGCGGAAGAAAGACUAGGCCCUGAAAGAAGAAAGAACGAACCCCCAAAUGGAAAACCAGAUAGAAUCGAAGACAACGAACGAAAUCGAAACGGAAAAUGCAAACGGACCCGAUAGCGAGCACAGGAUGCGGGGACAGGAUGUGUGGUGGGAGGCACAACUUAAUCCAACUGUUACUGUAACUAAACUGUUAGCCAGCACAAGCAUAAAGAAAAUAUAUGAGCGAUGCCCGAGUACCAUAGUCGGAGCAUCUGCAUCUGCAUUGCA
Drosophila bipectinata is the source of this 2111-nucleotide messenger RNA. The record is from RefSeq and is a predicted model, not a curated record. Lineage: Eukaryota; Metazoa; Arthropoda; Insecta; Diptera; Drosophilidae.